Diuraphis noxia (Russian wheat aphid) is the source of this 1283-nucleotide messenger RNA. RefSeq lists its product as uncharacterized. Lineage: Eukaryota; Metazoa; Arthropoda; Insecta; Hemiptera; Aphididae. The record is from RefSeq and is a predicted model, not a curated record.
AUGGCCGAAGAAUCUCCGGACGCAGAUCCGGAGUUGGCCGGAGCAGACCGGGACCCUUCGGGAAGAAUCGAAGAUUCUCCGGUGGAACCGGAUGAUGCUCCGGUAGUAGAGGGAGCUUACCCGGUGACGCCUAGCUCCAAAGCCCCCAGUACCCAUAUACCCCAGAAUCCUCGGGAAAAGAUGGCAGAACGAGCAAACCAUCCGCCACCAACCCGCAACAACCGGCCAUCCCGUGGAAUGAUCGCCACACAUGUGGAGAAGCUCCGGGAAAUGGCCACGCAGCUGUUGUGGGAAGCCAGGAGGCUGACGGGCGAGGGUCCGGACAACGCGGUCGGAGGUUGGUCAGCCGAACGGGCAGCCACCGCUUCGUUCGGCCGAAAACGGGCCAGCGGAAAACAUGGAACAAAUCUAAAAAGACACCUGAGUUCCCACCAAGAUUUAUAUGAAGAGAUGCUAAUCAAAGACAAAGUAAAAAAGAAAUCYUCCGCAAAGACCACCACUUCUGUUAUCAAAGCACAUGAGAAACUUUUUUAUUUUUCUACACCCAAGGUUAAAGUUAACAUUAAUAUGAACACUUUAAUCAGCGCCUGUGUAGAUUUAGUCACUGUCUUAAAAAAAUACAACAUUGAACCUGAUCAAAUUUAUACAAUUACAUCGGACAAUGGGGCUAAUAUGUUAAAAGCUGUGAGCUUGAUUGAAAAAUAUAUUUCCGAAUUACAACAGUCAGAUAACGAAUCAGAAAAUAAUGGUGAAAUAAAUGAGCUGAACAAUAAUGUUGAUCUUGAUGAAGACCAAAUCUCAAUGAUGCUCGCUGAAAAUACAGAAGAAUAUAAUAAUURCCUAGAUAACGAUUAUGAGCAAUCUGAAAAUAUAUUGAAUKAAAUUCAAUCAUUUCAAAACAUUGAAGGUGAUACUUCAAUAUUUACAGGUGUAUGAUGUGUGGCUCAUACCUUACAAUUGGCCGUGAUAGACAGUUUGAAAGAUAAUGGGAUUGAAAAAAUAUUAAAUAAAGUUCGCACAUUGGUUAAAAAGCUUCGAAACCAAACAUAUAUAUACAUAAUAAAAAAAGAAAAAUUAAAGUCUCCCAUACUUGACUGCUUAACUCAUUGGCAUUCAACAUUGGAUAUGUUAGAAAGAGUCAAAUAUCUUAAACAUUUUAUACAAAAUAUGGCAGCAAAUGAUUCAGAAUGGAAUCAAAUUAAAGUUAUUUCAAAAGCUUUGUUACCGGCAAAAAUAUGUACAAAAAAGUUCCAAAACUAGCAGUUGACAUUAACCGAUUUUUA